CCAAAAUCAGCAGAAAAAAAAAGCUGCGGCUUUGUCUUCCCGAUUCCAGCAUCAUUCAGUCAAUCUCCUGUCGACCAUCUCAUCUAUCCGCCGUCCGAUUCCCUCCCAUCCUGCGAUUCUCUACCGGACGGAUCCCCUCAUCAACCUCCCUCCCUCCUCCAUCGGAUUGACACAACACUCGCAACCAUGUCGGACCCACUCCUCUUCGAAGACACCUUCACGAUCACCGGGAUCAACUCGCAGAAAUACGACCGCGUCGCCCGUCUGACCUGCACGUCGUCCGACACGGCCAGCAGCUUCACGCUGGACGUCAACUCGGAGCUGUACCCGUGCGUGGUCGGCGAGUCGGUGUCGAUGGCGCUGGCGUCGACGCUCUCGCUCGACGGCAAGGAAGACAGCGGAACAAAGACCGGCUGGAGGGACGUCGGCAUGGGCGAGCAGACUCUGGCCAACGACUACGACUAUGUCUGCCACGGCAAGGUUUAUCGGUUCGAGGAGGGUUCGACGGCCGGGAAUAUGGCGGUGUUUAUCUCCUUCGGCGGAUUGUUGCUUUACCUUGAAGGACCCUACAAGAAGCUGGCGCCCUUGAGAAUCGACUACGUGUAUCUGCUCAUGAAGAAAUAGAAUGGCAAAGCCCGUGCUGUUGUGAAUGUUCCGUAUAUUCGAAUCGGGCAUCUAUGGACCCUGCUCUCUUUGAAUACUCUGGUCUCAGGACCACAACAAACAAAAGACCUCCGAAAGACAGAAACAAGUGCACAUUGGUUGGAUGAUUUAAUUGCAGCGUCGGCGUUCGAUUGGUGACUGGCUGGGUAAACACAAAAAAUCCAAUAGAAUCUCAGAAUUUCCUCUC
Aspergillus steynii IBT 23096 is the source of this 850-nucleotide messenger RNA. RefSeq names its product DNA-directed RNA polymerase core subunit RPB8. NCBI's taxonomy places the organism in Eukaryota, Fungi, Ascomycota, Eurotiomycetes, Eurotiales, Aspergillaceae. The transcript has 2 exons. Gene Ontology annotation, biological process: DNA-templated transcription. Gene Ontology annotation, cellular component: RNA polymerase I complex; RNA polymerase III complex; RNA polymerase II, core complex. Bases 187 to 624 code for a protein of 145 amino acids. Gene Ontology annotation, molecular function: DNA-directed RNA polymerase activity. The record is from RefSeq and is a predicted model, not a curated record.